AUGUUACCCCUAAAAUUUUAUUACAUUAUUUAUCUCUUUCUAGAGAGAGGAAGUUAGUGAGAGAAGUUCCUGUUGUUGUGAAUGUGUGAAGAAUUCCCAUGUGAAGAGGGAGAGAAUCCUUGAACCCAAUUUGUAUCUAAAAAAGCAAAAGAUUGAGCAGAAAAGCAAGGGAGAAGGAAGGAACAUGGAAGAUAGAGCAGAGAACAAGCUUCAUUAUGCAUUGUUGUUUAUCCUUCUUCCAUCUCAUUCAGAUUCUCUUCUCCUUUUCCCUCUCAUGUAGCGCUCGAACUAGAUCCCAUUGCUAUCUCCCGUUUUCUCUCUUCUGUAACUUGGAGAUGGCAGCUUCAGAACCCGGAACCGAAGACAUUUGUUCAGAUAUUUACGUUAAUCUCGGGCUCAAGUCAUUGCGCAAAGGAAUCCGAAGAAAUCCUCGGGUUCUCACGCUUCUUUCUUCACUUUUGGAACGCUCUGUUAAAAAAAAUGAAUUGCUAAUGGAGGCCACACAAGUCAAAGAUGCUCGUACGAUGUUUCAUGGUCUUCGAGCUCCCACCCUGAGUAUUCGAUGCUAUAUCGAUCGCAUCUUCAAGUACUUCGGCUGCAGCCCAUCAUGCUUCGUCAUUGCGAAUAUCUAUGUCGAUCGAUUUCUCAAGUGCACGGAGAUUCAGUUAACUUCUCUUAACGUUCAUCGGCUGCUGAUAACGAGCAUAAUGCUGGCUGCUAAGUUCAUCGACGACUCGUAAGCACCACCCUAUAAAUGAUUCUAUUUUGUGAUAUACAUGCAACUCAAUU
Messenger RNA from Cucurbita pepo subsp. pepo (vegetable marrow), 789 nucleotides. NCBI's taxonomy places the organism in Eukaryota, Viridiplantae, Streptophyta, Magnoliopsida, Cucurbitales, Cucurbitaceae. The record is from RefSeq and is a predicted model, not a curated record.